AUGGUAUCCGUUUCCGCUGACGAAAAUUCCCAAAAGAAAAUGCGACGUCUUAAGGCGAACGGUAGGGAACGCCAUCGUAUGCACGGUCUCAACAAUGCGCUCGACCUCCUUAGACAGUACGUCCCUAUCACGACUCAACAUCAGAAGCUUAGCAAAAUCGAGACUCUCCGCUUGGCUAGGAAUUACAUUUACGCACUGCAACGAAUGGUUCAAACCGGACGUCAGCCAACUGCGGUGGAAUAUGCGCAUCAACUAUCAAUAGGGCUUAGCCAAACCACCACCAAUAUGCUUGCAACGCUUCUUCAGGUGAAUCCGCGUAUGUUACUUCCUGCCCCUUAUUCUUCGGGAUGUGCUCAAACCUCUUACGAACCAACUCCACCACCCGUCUAUACACCAUUUCAAAUGCCAACUUGUGAUGAACAACAAAUUCCGUACCAAUUUUAA
Molecule: messenger RNA, 444 nt
Organism: Necator americanus (New World hookworm)
Lineage: Eukaryota; Metazoa; Nematoda; Chromadorea; Rhabditida; Ancylostomatidae
Exons: 4
Coding region: 1-444 (147 amino acids)
Biological process (GO): positive regulation of transcription by RNA polymerase II; sensory organ development; axon development
Cellular component (GO): nucleus
Molecular function (GO): protein dimerization activity; DNA-binding transcription factor activity, RNA polymerase II-specific; E-box binding
Source: RefSeq, a predicted model, not a curated record